UUAAGCAAAUGGAUAUUAAAUAAAAACCACGGCGUUUCUCUUAUUCGUCUCUGUUGAAAUACAACAGAAGAGUUGUAAUAUCCUACAAGAACCCAUUCCCUCACAAACUUACAUAUGCAACAACAAGAAGAAUCGAUCAAAACGCUAAAACCUACGAGAUAUAAAGCGGAAGGGGGGGGGGGGGGGAGUAAUACAUGAGUAAAUAGAAAAUGUACAAAAGAGUUGAAAUCAAAUACAUAAAGGAUCCUGCAGUUCAUCAAACCAAGAGCAGAGCAAAUCCUCCGAGCAAGGCUAACAAGGCCAUGCUGCUUCCAUGAACUAUGGCUUCUGAGUCAGGUGGAGGCAUAUCGGAAGUCGGCGACAUCGAUGGUGACAUUGGCGGUGGAGUGGUCAUCAUUGGAGGGCUGCUCAUAGGUGUCAUUGAUGGUGGAGUGGACAUCAUUGGAGGACUGCUCAUAGGGGUCAUUGCUGGUGGAGUAGAGAUCAUUGGUGGGGGCGAAGACAUUGGGGUCAUUGCCGGUGGAGUAGAGAUCAUUGGUGGCGGUGAAGACAUUGGAGGAGGUGUCAUGGUAGUGGUUGGAGGCAUGGACAUGGUGGGUGGGAAGAGUGAAGCUGUUGGUGACAUUGAAGGGGCUUGAGACAUGGUGGAGGACAUGAGAGCCAGCAUAAUUACCAUUACUACAAGAACGGCACAAAAGAGAGCCAUGCUGCACGAGAGAGGAUGAGGGGAAAAUUAGGACUCAGAUAGAUAGAUAGAUUACUAG
This is a messenger RNA of Tripterygium wilfordii, 764 nucleotides long. Its product is annotated as shematrin-like protein 3. The record is from RefSeq and is a predicted model, not a curated record. The transcript is spliced from 2 exons. Lineage: Eukaryota; Viridiplantae; Streptophyta; Magnoliopsida; Celastrales; Celastraceae. The coding region runs from base 321 to 638 and encodes 105 amino acids.